AUGGAUGACGAACUCCAGGAAGUGUCCCUCCCAAUCACGGCCGAAGCCUCCAAUGCCCGGCCCGUGUGCGGAAUCUGUGGAGGGAGGCAGGCUGCCGACCACCCACCUGGCGAGGCCUGUAUCGUGGUUCGGGGCGUAUCUACCGAUCCUCUUCUGGCUGCAAUGCGUCGGAAAGGCUUCUGCACGAUGCCACCGCUGCAUCCUGAGCUACCACACCAGGUCUCCAGUGAGGUCGACGCGAUCAGUGCGGCAGUCCGCGAGGGGCGUGCAGACCAGGCCACUGAGUGGCUAGCACCCAUUCACGAAGCGCGCUUCCGACAUGACGUGAAGCUGCCCCUGACUGCUGCCGUAGUGCAGCUUCUGAACUCCGUGAUCCAAGAGUACGGCUGGCUGUUCCGAGCAUUUGUCGGGGACACCGCGAAGCUUAUCGAACUCGGCGCUAUCGUCGCUUUCCCAGGUGCUCCCCCACAGCCUUGGCAUUCGGACGUGGACUUCGACGACGGAGACCGCGCUGACAUCCUACAGGCCUUCGUCGCGCUCCAGGAUAUCUCAGAGACACAUGGGCCGACCCAGGUGCUGGUGGGCUCCCACACGCGCGGCUUCCACCGCUCGUGGCAGGAGGCCAAGCCGGACCCGGAUGAGCUCGAGAGGGAAUCGUUGACGCUGGAAGCGGGGGCAUUGGCGGUUAUGGCCGGCCAUGCGUACCAUAGGGGCGCCGAGAACACGUCUGCUGUGCCGCGCCGGCUGCUGCACUUUGCAUUCAUGGCUGCAGGCCCGCCUCCCGUUGGCUUCACCUACCACUUGGUAAACGAAUUGGUCCAGUCACCGGUGACGCUGGAUCAGUUCCCUCUGGAUCUUGGGUCGCCCUGCAGCUUCCCGCAACACGAGAGCACCAGCUUCACCGCCAGGACUCAGAUCCAGCGCACCUCCUCCCUGCCGGUCUUGCGGGAGCCGUUUCGCGCUUCGAGCGUCGAUGCAGAUGGAGACUUGGACCUUAGCCCUCCGCCGUCGGAGACAUCAGCGCGGAUUUGCGUCGAGAUGGAGAUCAAGCUGCGCCACCCUGGUGGGACCUGGCUGACGUCAGAUGUCGAAACUACACUGCCCGCCGGGCUGAGCCUUUGGGCUUGCGACGUGCGCUUGGCCGAUGUCCUCCUGGCAAGGCCGACGUUGGCACAAGGCCGUGUGGUCUUGGACCUGGGUUGUGGCUGUGCCUUGCCGUCGAUCGCCGCGGCUCGCGUCGCCAAGCGCGUCUUCGCCGCGGACGCCGAGGACGCGGUGCUGCGGAACGCGGCUGUCAACCUGCGCCGGAAUGGAGCUGGCGCCGUGCUGUUGCGACACUGGCAAGGAGGGAGCUUUUCGGAGUACAGCUGGCGUCGGAAGGACAUUCGCGAUCUCCGUCGCGUCGCGCUGCUUCUCUGCUCAGACCCCCUUCGCUCAGAGGGUUCGGCAGAGUGCUUCAUGCAGACCCUCCUGACGAUUUCUAGGUGGUUCCGAACGCCUGCGCAGUUCCAGCUUGGAAGACGCCGAAGCGUGAGGCUGCUCAUAGCCGUAGAGCUCCGGCGUUACUUUUGCAUGGCCACCCUGCGGGAAGAAGUUCUUGAGCUGCCCCGCUUCCGCGCGCUGUGCCGACGGAGGGGCUUCUCGUGCAAACGCCUGGCUGCGGCUUCGUUGCCGACACAUCUCGCUGUCCCGCGGCCGCGCAAUGUUGCGAUCUUCUCUGUUCGGUUGGGCCGCCGCUCUUCCAUCGCACACAGGAAGAGGAGGAGGCGGGCACAGGCCAGAUGUGGAGUGUGCGGCGGAGAGGAACGGGAGGCUGAGAUGGAUGAGAUCCCGAGCCAAAGCAGCGAAGUUCCGCCGGUGAGGUGA
Symbiodinium sp. CCMP2456 is the source of this 1866-nucleotide messenger RNA. The record is from the annotation of a GenBank genome assembly. NCBI's taxonomy places the organism in Eukaryota, Dinophyceae, Suessiales, Symbiodiniaceae.